AUGUGUUUGCUUUAUUUCAUCAAGCUUUUCGAAAAAAUUCUUGAUGAUCGACAGGUUGUGGAGAUGAAGGUGAAUUUGCAUUGCGACGAAUGCAUCAGGAAAAUACUGAAAGCCAUAAAGAAAAUAGAAGAGACAUACGAUGUGGACACACAGCUCAAUAAGGUGACGGUGACUGGGAAUGUAACAGAGGAACAAGUCAUUAAGGUUCUUCAGAAGGUGAGGAAAACUGCUGUUAGAUGGGACCAAGCCAAUCAAACCCUCUUUGCCAACUAG
This is a messenger RNA of Eruca vesicaria subsp. sativa (arugula), 273 nucleotides long. Lineage: Eukaryota; Viridiplantae; Streptophyta; Magnoliopsida; Brassicales; Brassicaceae. The record is from the annotation of a GenBank genome assembly.